CCAGACAGGAAGCGAGCUGCUGUUUAAAAAUAUUGGCGCUGGUGGUGAUAGCGAUUAACAGCUGCGCAUUGUUAGCAAGUUGAUUAUUUUAAUACGAGGUGCCGCUUUAAUUAGCAACAAAACAGUACUGUGAAAUGAGCGUUAACUGUUAGCUACAAACGCAACACUUGGAUCACUGCCGAGGAACCACAAUGUCAAAUGAUGUUUGUAGCCAUGUAAAGGUGGUGGUUCGGGUGAGACCAACCAACGAGAGCGAGAGACUUGAAAACUGUCGAAAUGUGGUCCAAGUUGUCGACAACCACAUGCUAAUAUUUGACCCCAAAGAAGAGGACUUAACGUGUUUUGGGUCACAAAGAGUGCGUAACAGAAACGUCAACAAGAGGGCUAACAAAGAUUUAAAAUUUGUUUUCGACCAUGUCUUUGAUGAAAACUCCACUCAAGUGGAUGUUUUUGAGAGCACCACCAAAGGUGUGUUGGACAGUGUGAUGAACGGAUUCAACUGCACAGUGUUUGCAUAUGGUGCUACUGGAGCGGGUAAAACACACACCAUGUUAGGCUCACAAAAUGACCCAGGGGUCAUGUACCGCACAAUGAAAGAGCUGUUCAAGCGCAUGGAUGAUGCCAAGGAGGAGAAAGAGUUUGCAGUGGCAUUUUCAUAUCUUGAGGUUUAUAACGAACAGAUCAGAGACUUGCUGGCCAAUGUUGGGCCUCUUGCUGUUAGAGAGGACGGCUCUAAAGGAGUGGUCGUUCAGGGUCUCACGCUGCACAAGCCCAAAUCUGCAGACCACAUUCUUGAGGCUUUGGAUUCUGGCAAUCGAAACAGAACACAGCACCCCACUGAUAUGAAUGCCACGUCUUCCAGAUCCCAUGCUGUGUUUCAGAUCUAUUUGAGGCAGCAGGACAAAACUGCCAGUCUCAAUCCCAACGUCUGCAUUGCCAAAAUGAGCCUGAUUGACCUCGCUGGCUCAGAGAGGGCCAGCGCCACCAACGCCAAAGGGGCGCGAUUACGAGAAGGUGCUAACAUCAACCGCUCCCUGCUUGCCCUAGGAAAUGUUAUCAACGCUCUUGCUGACCCAAAGAGUAAAAAGGCUCACAUACCAUACAGAGACAGCAAGCUGACGAGAAUACUGAAGGACUCCUUGGGGGGCAACUGCAGGACGGUUAUGAUUGCCAAUGUUGGCCCCUCAUCUAAAUCAUAUGAUGACACCCAAAACACACUUAAAUAUGCCAACAGGGCUAAGGAGAUCAAGUCCUCGCUCAAGAGCAAUGUCGUAAGCCUCGACAGUCAUAUUGGUCAAUAUGCUGUAAUAUGUGAGAAGCAAAAGCAAGAGAUUUUACAGUUAAAGCAAAAACUAAAAGAAUACGAGGGAAAGAGCGUGGUGCCUGGGGCUUCCAACACAAUCUCUUUGCAGAAGCAAGCGGAGUUCAAAAGAGUGUCUGAGGCGGUGCAGAGCAUCUUCUCAAGCCGUGGACAAAUCAGGUGUGAGCAGCUGGAUCUGGAGAGGCAACUGAAGGCGAAUGAGCUGCGCCAGCGCUACAGCGAGGAGGACUUCCUGCUGGUCCAAUAUUUCUGUGCCAAAGAGAAGACUGAGAAGGCCACUUGUAAGCAUGAGCGGAAGAUUGCCAGCUUACGGACUCAGCAGCAACACAUCAGCAAACGUCUGAAGGAGACAGAGACACGUUUCCUGGAAAAUGACGGUUUGCUUCAUCGCGUUGAAAACGAGAUUAAGUUGCUGAGGUCGAAUGAUCAGACCUCAGAGGUGUUAGAAAAGAGCCUGUACUGUCACAGACUAGAGCUGCAGGUAAACGAUCUCAAGCAGCACAUCAAGCAGAUGAUCGAGCUCACUACGCUGCAGGACCAGGAGAACAAACGCAUGCAGAAGAUGGUGAACAUCUUGUUGCCUGCUUAUAGUCGGCACUACUCGACGCUGCUUGGGGCUGGUUUGGCUACGGCGGCGAAUGAGAUGGAAAACCAAGAACUGGAGCACCUGGUGCUGAGGGAGAGAGGCGUGGUGUGGGCCGAUCAGGAAGGGGCGGGGCAGCAGCUGAAAGGCCAGGAGAUAGUGGUGAACUCACAGGAGAAAAAUGAGGCAGGAAAAAUUGGGCUCCACAGCGAGCUGGCACCCAUCCUAUCCUUCUCAUACCUGCAAUACCACCGGAGUAGCCCCUGCAGUGCAGAGAGCCUCUCUAAAAGGAUGUCGCAGUGCACCGCUGCUCCCUCACGUACAGAUGGAGCCCAGCUACAUACGGCCGGAGAAAAACCUCCCCGAAUGCCCAUCAGGAGGAAUUUAUUAGCGUUGCUCCCCCAGCAGAGCCCACAGACCAUCUCCACGUCCCAGGGCUUUGAGGACAGCAUGUUCCCUCUUCAGUACACACCAGAACCAGCUCAAAAAGAUGUUGAGCAUCUUCCCUCCUCCAGUAACAUGGAUCCAAACAUGACCUUUGACAUUACUGAUGAUCAGGCAACGAAUAAUGCAACCAUCCUAAUAAGCUGUCCGUCUCAAGCACCAAAGUCUGCAGAUGUCCCAGCCUCCAGCCGGCCGCGGCCACCUCCCAGGGCAGCAGGGCAAAACCCGUUUCCCUUAAGAAGACAACAAACGGCUGCUUUGCACGAUGUCAGGCGAGCCAACCCGACGUACAUGCACAUGACGUCUGCCGCUCAGGGGAAGCGUAAAUUAAACAGCAGCAUGAGAGAAGAUCUCACUCAGGAUUCUUCAGCACCGAAGCGUAUGAAGAAGGACCCUUUAGUGGUUCAGGGGCCGCUCAGAGUGCAGCGCUUCACUGGUUCAGAGAACAAACCCGGCAGAGUUGUGAGGAGCAUUUCCGAAGGGAAUCUCAGCUUCCUUGGAGGGCAGAAGUCCAGGUCCAUUUUCCAUAAAACCACCCAGCAGAUCAAACGAGUGGCCAAGCGGAUGUGAAGCCACACGUCCUUUAGGUCUUUUGCCUCUGUGGACAUUCUCACUCCAUCUUCUUCCGUCCAUAUUUGACUUUUAAUGUUGGGCUUUUUAUUUUUUUUGGGGGGGGGGGGGGUUCCUUUGAGGAAAAGUGAAAGAAUGAAUGUUCUGUUGUUGUAGAUCUCUCCAGCAGGAAAACUUGUGGUGAAGGUGAUGUACCAUAUUUGUGUUUUUAGUGUCACACUGCAAAGAAAUCUACUUGGUUGUAAAUAAAAAGCCUGUUGGUGCAGGUUUUCUGUAGAUGACUCUAGCUGGUGGAUUUUUAUGCAUAGUGUUCAUGUAAACUCUAAUAGCACAAAGUCAGCAUGUCCUGUGGAUGACCUCUGAUUUACAAACGUACAGUUCUCUAAAACAUCGAGUCUUUUAGGUGACCAUGUCUCCGAGGGCAGCUAAUAAAACUAAUGUUGGUCUGUUUGGAUGUUUUUUUUAAGUGUUUUAAUAUUUUGUACAGUUAUAGAUGCUACAUGAGGCAAGUGUUUGUAGCAGAAUGUUUUAUGUGAAUAAAUCCCUUUUUAAAGUCUG
Molecule: messenger RNA, 3476 nt
Organism: Nothobranchius furzeri (turquoise killifish)
Lineage: Eukaryota; Metazoa; Chordata; Actinopteri; Cyprinodontiformes; Nothobranchiidae
Gene: kif18a
Product: kinesin family member 18A
Biological process (GO): microtubule-based movement
Molecular function (GO): ATP binding; microtubule binding; microtubule motor activity
Source: RefSeq, a predicted model, not a curated record